CUUCUCCCUCGUGAUAUAAAGGGGCGGACAAAGUGGUGGUAGCGAAUGUGUUUGUGCCUGUGGCUGUCUGUGGAUUGAAAUGGGUAUAUCGCGGGUUUGGGGGCAGGUUGUGGGGUAAAGGGAGAGGGAGUAGUGGUGGGAUAGUGGUGAUGUCGUGGGUCUGAGCUGUGGUUGGUUAGUGGUUUGAGGGAGGACUGGAUGGGUAUGGCGGGUAUUUUGUGGAGAGGGACGAUGGCGUUUAGAGGUAUAUUGGGGUUUAGGCGAGAGGUUGUAAGAGAGAGGGUUGAGACGGUAUGUUGCGCUUUUUGUGUCAUUUGAGGAGGAUUGGGUAGGUAUGUCGAGGAGAGGGAGGAUGAGGAUCGUUUGUCUUUGUGCAGAAGGAGUCCAGUGGUGGCCGCAGAUGUAUAGUGAUGCUGUUUUCCUGGAGGUUGACUUUGGUAGUAAAUUGUUUGCUUCCGCGACUCUGCAUGAGUUGGAAGCACUUCUUUCUUCUGCCCAUUCGAGCCGCUACGUAAUCCAAAUUCUUCGAUCUACAAUGGGUCUCAAACUUGAAGUGUGCGGCGAUGCUGACAUGACACGUACUUUUGCCAUCAUGAGCGAGGCAUUCGGUCAUGAACACCCCUAUAUCGAUGCUGCAUUCCCUGAACACGACACGCCCGCCGGCCGCGCUUCUGGAGGAAACCGAAUGCUCGCUAUCAAACACGCUGAUCCCAACACUACUUUCCUCAAAGUCACCGACAUUGACACGGGACUAAUGAUCGCUCAGGCCAAAUGGAACAUCUACAAGAAUACCAUCCCACCAGAGCUUGAUCUGGAUGGCGAUUUCUGGGAGAACGAUGAAGAGAAAGAAUACGCCCAACUCUUGUGCAGGGAGUAUCUCAUACCCCGCAGAAGAGCAAUCAAGGCGUCUGGCGGCAAUUUGUUAUCACUCGAUCUCCUCACGGUAGAUCCUCAAUACCAACGUCGCGGCGCUGGCCGGCUUCUCGUCAAAUGGGGAACUGCUCUUGCAGAUGAACUUGGUUUUAUGGCUGUAGUUGAAGCAACUGAGCAGGGACGUGGUCUCUAUGAGUCGGAAGGAUUUAAGGCCAUCGAUCACUGGCAGACGAGACUUCCUGAGAAGUGGGCAGGCAGGGGCAAGCAAGGUUUCUUGUGGAUGGUAAGGCCAGCAAAGAAGUUGUGA
This is a messenger RNA of Mollisia scopiformis, 1180 nucleotides long. RefSeq lists its product as uncharacterized. The record is from RefSeq and is a predicted model, not a curated record. Gene Ontology annotation, molecular function: acyltransferase activity, transferring groups other than amino-acyl groups. The transcript is spliced from 4 exons. Lineage: Eukaryota; Fungi; Ascomycota; Leotiomycetes; Helotiales; Mollisiaceae. Bases 335 to 1180 code for a protein of 281 amino acids.